AUUGGAUGAAGCGAAAUGCAGAGAAGAAGGAUAAUGGGAAAAGUAUCUGUGUUUGUGGUGUGUUUGGUUUGUGUAGUGGCUUUGGUUUCAGCUCAGAGUGCGAGCAAUGUGAGAUCUACGUACCAUUUGUACCAACCCGAGCAGCAUAACUGGGACUUACGCGCAGUGAGUGCGUAUUGCUCCACUUGGGAUGCUGACAAAUCCUUCGCAUGGCGCAGCAAAUAUCCUUGGACAGCUUUCUGUGGACCUUCUGGCCCUCAGGGAGAACAAGCUUGUGGCAGGUGUUUAAGAGUGACAAACACGAGAACGAACGCUCAAAUAACGGUGAGAAUCGUUGACAAGUGUGCCAACGGGGGCUUGGAUUUGGAUAUUAGUCCAUUCCAGACGAUAGACACAGAUGGGAAUGGCUAUGCGCAAGGUCAUCUUAUUGUUAACUACGACUUCGUGGACUGUGGUGACUAAGCACUUCCUAUAAUUAAUUGCCUCAUGUAUGUGGUGACACUAAAUUCAAUAAAGAAGGAUGUAGGAGUGGGUUAUUUCUUAUAACAAUAAUAAAAUAAAUAAAGGGUUGCUAUUAUAAAAA
This is a messenger RNA of Vigna angularis (adzuki bean), 583 nucleotides long. RefSeq names its product pathogenesis-related protein PR-4. Bases 16 to 462 code for a protein of 148 amino acids. The transcript is spliced from 2 exons. NCBI's taxonomy places the organism in Eukaryota, Viridiplantae, Streptophyta, Magnoliopsida, Fabales, Fabaceae. Gene Ontology annotation, biological process: defense response to fungus; defense response to bacterium. Gene Ontology annotation, molecular function: RNA nuclease activity. The record is from RefSeq and is a predicted model, not a curated record.